UUCAAAAAAGAAACCAAGGAAAAGGAUAUCUCUAUUAAUGGGCUCCGCUGGAAACAGCUCUACCCCCCCGCCGCCGCCGCCGCCGCCGCCGCCGGCGGUACUUCACCAGAGCGAAGCGGACGAAGAGGACGAGAACGUGAAGCAACUCCAUGAGUGCUCCACCAUCUACUUAGCCCUUCAGGAAUGCCUAGCCCAGACCAACCGGAAUUGGAAAUCCUGCCAACCAGAGGUUCAAGCUCUGAAAGAAUGUCAUAUGAGGAAAAAAUUGACAAAAGGAAAUGAUUAGUGUGGGAAAAAGCCGACAAUAUUAUUAACAGUCACGCUUUCAGCAUCCAUCCACUCUAACUGAUUUAUAAUGACUUCAUGUCUUUUAAUGUCAAAUGCAAGCUUGUUUGCGAGUGUUCUAUGAUUUCUGAUUUUUAAUGUUGCAAACAACUUCAGUGUACCUAAAUAACAAGGGAAUCAAUGGACACUAUAUUCUAUUAUGAA
This is a messenger RNA of Dioscorea cayenensis subsp. rotundata (Guinea yam), 489 nucleotides long. Its product is annotated as cytochrome c oxidase assembly factor 4 homolog, mitochondrial. The transcript has 3 exons. Lineage: Eukaryota; Viridiplantae; Streptophyta; Magnoliopsida; Dioscoreales; Dioscoreaceae. The record is from RefSeq and is a predicted model, not a curated record. The coding region runs from base 38 to 286 and encodes 82 amino acids.